Prosopis cineraria is the source of this 2095-nucleotide messenger RNA. RefSeq lists its product as uncharacterized. The transcript has 6 exons. The record is from RefSeq and is a predicted model, not a curated record. NCBI's taxonomy places the organism in Eukaryota, Viridiplantae, Streptophyta, Magnoliopsida, Fabales, Fabaceae. The coding region runs from base 1 to 1665 and encodes 554 amino acids.
AUGCAAAUUUAUAUUAGUAAACGUCAAUUAUCCUCUCGUCCCUGUUCCCAACACAUUUUCGGCCAAAAAAAGGAGCUACGAGUUCCCAAUUCCUCCUUCGAAUGUGAUGGGAAGACAUAUCAGAAGCGGCAAGGAUACAAAUUCGCUGUAACUUGUACCUCGUCGUUCACAUGGCUUCCUGUUCCCGCCCUCUUUAUUUUUCUCCAAAUCCGCAGUUUAGUCAAGAGAGAUACCUUCUCUGAUCUUUCUAGGUUGAAAAUGGCAGUUGGGUCUGCCCUUACACCCGAUUCUGCUGGUGAUGAAGAUAAAAAUUCUUUGAUGGCGCUUAGUAUAACGGAGUUGAUUUCGAUUUUGCGAACUGCGUAUCGUACGGUGGAUUUUGAUAGGGUGGAGGAGGUUUUGGUUUCUAAGGAAACCAAUCUUAGGGCAGAGAUUGGGGUACUCAGCGAGAAAUUAGAAAAGGAGAGGUUAGAGAGAAUCGAUGUGGAAGGACAAUUGAAGAAAUAUAAGGAGCAAUGUGAAAGGGGAGAGAAAGCUGAAGAGAGAUAUGAGAAGCUGUUGCAAGCGGUUAAGAAAGGUAAUGUCUUGGAUGGUGGAAAUACUACUGCUGAGCUGAGGAAUAAGAUCCGUAAAUUGGAGGAUGAAAAACGCAGGGCUGAAUCUGAGGUGAAAUCGUGGAAGAGAAAGUGUGAGAAGUUGAAUGGGCGGCUUUUGACAGCGGAGAAAGCUGCGAAGUCAUUCAUGGACGGACAUACUCAGGUUGAGCUAAGAGGAAACGCUGAGGAUUCGUCUGGGGUUCGAAGAAAUACUGAUCCAGGGGUUUCAACUGAAGCCAUAGACGAAAUGGAAGUAAAUGAAGUUGUUACACGUGUGCUCGACAAUGUAAAGACCCCUGCAGAUUCCUUUCCUUCACAGAGGAAAACGAAGUUCGUAAAUUUAGCACCAGAUGAUGCAGAUAAUGCUCAACUAGGAACACAGGAUAUACAGUCAGAUACAGAGGUUCGACAUGAUGAUAGAAGCAUACAGCAACAGUAUGACGCUUACUGCCAGCAUAGAGGCGUGCAUAGGGAGGUGCAAGAUUCAUCUGGAAAGUCAUGUUGGUGUAAGAUUUCUACGAGUAAGGUCCCAAGCCAGGUUCCCUCUGAAGUUUGGGAAAAAGAUGUUGAUUGUCGUAUGGACCCAAAAACUCAGGAGGUUGCUACAACUAACAAGAGGAAGAGGAGCCUUCGCGGAGUGAAGCAAACCGUCAACCACACUAGUGGAUUAAAGACUCAGACGAGCAAGAAAGCAGAGAUGGAUGCACAACAUCAAAGAAAGAUCAAUGGUAAUGAGAUGUGGAUUGAAGUGAACAAGCACACAGAUGGGAUAGCCUCAUCAACUGUUCAAACGAAAAUUGACAUGAUUGUUGAAAAGCAAUCUCAAGAGGGGUCCUCUGAUGAAAUCGUUAUGGAUGGGCGAGUUGAUAUUUCAACACAAGCCUUGGGAAACCCAGAACCCUCUGAAACCAACCUAACCCAGAUGUUGAGUAACUAUAUGUCACACUAUUCAACUUCAACACCAUCAGAUGAGAAAGUUCCUUCACUUGGACAACAAUUACAAGAAUUAAAGGCAUUGAAUUCAUUGUUCUCGCAAUUCAUCAAGAAACAAUCGAGUUGUAAUACGUAGAAUCGAGAAAAUGGGUUGGGCUUAACAAAGUACAAGCCUUAUUCAGUCUAUCAAGAAGAGUGAGCUGGGUUGGAAAACUUGUGGCCACGUGAAAGCCCUGCCUAGCCCACCAGCUAAGCAGGGUGGCAUGCCUAGCCCAAAGGUCGCUAAGUUAAGCUCCUUUUUUUUGUUAUUGUUUUGUUUUUUAAAGCUUUGCCUAGCUUGCCUUUUCCUUUUUCUUUUAAUGGAAAUAUUAAUAUUUGUUUGGUAUUCACCAUUUUAUCUUCUUGUACAUAGAGAUUUAGGGCAUUUAUAGAUUUAACAUUAUUGUUUUUAUUUUAGUCCCAUUAUUGUAUUAAAGGUAUGGAAUCGUGUUAUCUAGCAAAUCUGUGCCUAGGACAGAUUGUUAAGAUAUUGAUUGAGAAUGAGAAUGAUCUGAAAAUUUUGAAAA